Messenger RNA from Penaeus chinensis, 2167 nucleotides. Its product is annotated as relaxin receptor 1-like. NCBI's taxonomy places the organism in Eukaryota, Metazoa, Arthropoda, Malacostraca, Decapoda, Penaeidae. Gene Ontology annotation, biological process: G protein-coupled receptor signaling pathway. The record is from RefSeq and is a predicted model, not a curated record. The transcript has 10 exons. Gene Ontology annotation, cellular component: membrane. Gene Ontology annotation, molecular function: G protein-coupled receptor activity; protein-hormone receptor activity. The coding region runs from base 1 to 1389 and encodes 462 amino acids.
AUGCACCCAUCAUAUAAAAAGAGAUAUAUUGACAUAGAGAUGAUUCUUCAGGACAACGCCAUGGAGAGCUUCGAGCCUGGGACCUUCAGCAAUCUCGUCUCGGUUGAGUCACUGUGUCUCAAGGGCAAUGGCUUGAGUGAGCUUCCUGAGGGCGAUGUGUUUGGUGACAUGACGAAUCUCCAGUACAUUUACUUCGACGAAUUCCGGCAGUGUUCUCUGGCCCUCCACGUGCGCCAGUGCGAGCCGAAAGGGGAUGGAAUAUCGUCCGUUGAACAUCUUCUGGACAGCAUAGUACUUCGGAUAUGCGUGUGGGUGAUGGGCCUCCUGGCGUGCGCCGGCAACAUCCUGGUCCUCGUGGGACGCUACGUUGUCAAGGAGCCGAACCGCGUCCACUCCUUCUACAUCAAGAACCUGUCUCUCUCCGACCUCCUGAUGGGCGUCUAUCUCUUCAUCAUCGCCUUCUACGACGCCUCCUUCAGGGGCACGUACAUCCGGCACGAGACCUCCUGGCGCCGGUCCUGGCAGUGCAGCUUCUGUGGCUUCCUGAGCACCCUGAGUUCCGAGGCGUCCGUGCUCACCCUCACCACCAUCACCCUCGACCGCUAUUGCUCGAUCGUCCAUCCUCUCACCCUCAAGGAGAGGACCUUCCGCGCCGCCGCCGGAGUCAUGGCCACGAUCUGGACCUUCGCCGCCCUCCUGGCCCUCCUGCCGGUCGUCGGCCUCGCCUACUACGGGGACAACUUCUACGGGAGCAACGGCAUGUGUCUGCCGCUGCACAUCCAUGACCCGUAUGCGAAGGCCUGGGAGCACUCCGCCGCCAUCUUCAUCGGCCUGAACCUCGUGGCCUUCAUGUUCAUCGCCUACGCCUACAUCAGGAUGAUCAUAGCCAUCCAGGAGUCCCGGAUGUCGCUCAGGUCGACGCAGGAGAAGCAGGACAGGAUCCUGGUGAAGCGUUUUGCCUUCAUCGUCGGCACGGAUUUCCUGUGUUGGAUGCCGGUUAUCAUAAUCAAGGUUGUGGCUUUGUCAGGGGUUGGAAUUGACAGGACAUUAUAUGCCUGGUUGGCCGUCUUUGUCCUUCCUGUUAACUCGGCCCUGAACCCUAUCUUAUACACGCUGGCGACAAAGAUCUUUAAACAACAGGUCGUGAAGAUGGUCUUUAACAUGAGUCGGUGGCCGGUGAGUCAGCCCCGGACGGGCACGGACUCCAACCCUUCGAAUUCGUACGUGAUGCUGUACCGCGGGCGAUUCCAGACGGCGCAGAUGUCAACGCGCACCGCCUCGCUCUGGUCGCACCGAACGCGGAGACUAAGCAUGGACCAAAGAGGGGUUUAUGGCAUUGCCCAGUCUGCCCCCCCGCCCUGCACCUGCCCGCCCACCUGUGAGAUCUAAGCCAUUACCCUCGCGCCCUCAACACCUCUCAUCCUGUACAGACAAGGCCGAGCUAUCAUCACCUUCGAGUCGAAGGAGCGGGGAAGUGCGAAACCCUGGUCGGGAGAGUCAAGUGAUGUAACAUACAAGUAGAUGGGGUUGGGUGUUGCGUGUGUUUGUGUGUGUGUAUGUGUGUGUGUGUGCGUGUAAGUGUUAUUAUGUCGGCAAAGCCUCUCCUCUGGUGUUUUAUACGUACAAUCCCUCACAAAUACCUCAUAUUUCUUUCGUGAUAUUUUUUUUUUGUCUCUCUGUUGUACAAUGUGGAUAAUUGAACUCCACAUACACUGACUUCUACAUAUUUCCACAUAUACUGGACUCCUCAUACACUGACCUCCACAUAUACUGAACUCAAAAUACACUGCUAUAAUCAUAUUACUGUUCGAGCCAGAAAUGGAAGAUAAGAGUUUUUAAAGCUCCUCUCGUAAUGUUCACAUCUCGUCACUUGAACAUGACACAGCCAGUUUGUUAAAAUUAUGCGAGCUCCAACCCAAUGAAUAUACACAUUCACAUACACAGAAAUAAAUGCAUAAUUGUCCGAUAGAUAUGCAUUUGAUUCUGUGCAUAUGCAUGUCCGUAUACUGAAUAUAUAUUGGGUCGCGCCUCGCACACUUUUAACGAUCCGGCCGAUAUAUAUAACUCAUAUUUUCGCCUUUAGGAAGAGUAGACAAUCCAGGAAAAUAAUCUUGGUAAAAGGCAAAGAAUCUGAAACAAUGGUCCAUGGCGAAAAUAGAUAUUUUAA